Molecule: messenger RNA, 1838 nt
Organism: Synchiropus splendidus (mandarinfish)
Lineage: Eukaryota; Metazoa; Chordata; Actinopteri; Syngnathiformes; Callionymidae
Gene: dhdds
Product: dehydrodolichyl diphosphate synthase
Exons: 8
Coding region: 236-1237 (333 amino acids)
Biological process (GO): polyprenol biosynthetic process
Cellular component (GO): dehydrodolichyl diphosphate synthase complex; endoplasmic reticulum
Molecular function (GO): ditrans,polycis-polyprenyl diphosphate synthase [(2E,6E)-farnesyl diphosphate specific] activity
Source: RefSeq, a predicted model, not a curated record
UUACGGUUAACUAAACUGGAUGGCUCUUCCUCGGUGUUCAUUUUAGUCACAUGCUUGGCUGUGGAGUUUACUGCAGGUCUCAUGAUCUCUGUAUCAUAGCUUGCAUUAGUAUGUAAGAGACAUACAUGAGACUCUCGCGUCCAUUUAUCGCUCUAGUUCAAAUAGCUUUAGUGAUUUAUCUUUUUGACUUUGAAAAAUUGUGCAUUUGCAGUUCUAGACUAUUCAAAGACUGACCAUGUCCUGGAUAAAGGAAGGCGAGCUGAACUUGCUGGAAAGGAUUUCUGCCAACAUCCUUAAGGCAGGACCCAUGCCAAAACAUGUGGCAUUCAUCAUGGAUGGAAACCGUCGCUUUGCUCGCAAGACAAACGUCGACCGUCAAGAGGGCCACACACAGGGCUUCAACAAACUAGCAGAAACACUACGCUGGUGCAAGCACUUGAACAUCCCAGAGGUUACGGUUUACGCAUUCAGCAUUGAGAACUUCAAGCGAACCAAAGAUGAGGUGGAUGGGUUGAUGGAGCUGGCCAAGCAGAAAUUUGAGAGGCUCUUGGAAGAACGCGAGAAUUUGGAGAAGCAUGGCGUCUGCAUCCGGGUUCUGGGUGAUUUGAAUAUGUUGCCAUUAGACCUUCAGCAGGUCAUUGCCAAGGCUGUGCUCGCCACCAAGACUCACAACAAAUGCUUCCUCAAUGUCUGUUUCGCCUACACGUCGAGGUAUGAAAUCACCAACGCUGUGAGGGAGAUGGCCUGGGGAGUGGAAGAGGGCCUGAUCAAAGCGAGCGACGUUUCGGAAACCUUACUGAGCGAGUGUUUGUACAGCAAUAACUCUCCCAAUCCGGACCUGCUCAUCCGGACCUCUGGGGAAGUGCGGCUUAGUGAUUUCCUUUUAUGGCAGACUUCUCAUUCUUGCCUGGUAUUUCAACCAGUUCUGUGGCCGGAGUACUCCUUCUGGAAUCUGUGCGAAGCCAUCCUCCAGUAUCAGUUAAACCAUAGAUCUAUUCAGAAAGCCAGAGAGCUCCAUCGAGAGAGUCAGGCCCAGCAGCAGCUGGAAGCUGAUCGAGCCGCUCUGGCCGAACACAUGCAUGGGAACGGGAAGCCUGCCGAUGUCCAGAGAAGGCAAGAAGCCCUGCAGCACUACGUCUCCUGCCGGGAAGAACGAGUCCAGGACUUCCUAGUUGCUCUUAAGAGAAAGAGGGACUCUUACUUUAAUGACUUAUGCACCAGCACAGUAGCAUCUUAGUAAGACCAUAAAGAACAAACUCCAUUCGGGAAUGAAGCACCUUCCCCCUGCCAAAGGAGCUCUGAGAAAAAGCACUGAGUGAACGGCUGAAGACAGUAGUUCGAUACGUUGCUGAUUAGAACAGGACAAGAGGGCAAUUUUACCCCCAUGGGGCGCUAUAGUCAUUGUGAUAUUUAUUAGAGUACAUUUAAAACGGAAACAACUGGUCAAGAUGUAGUUAAAUAGUUUGACUGUAAAAUGCAUGUUGCUAAUCGUCUGCGUGGAAAGCUGUAUUUUGGAAUCGAUGUUUGAUGGGUUGAGUGUAAUGUCAAUGGUGUAACUAGAUUUUGACCAGCUUUCUAAACGCUAAAGUGCUAUAUGUUAAAUGUUACUGAAUAAAAUGGAGUGUAUUCCGUUGUAUUCAGAAGUGAUUUCAGCUCAUCUAUAAAUGUGUAACAGUUUCAAUCACUAAAACCUGGAAUCAACAGAGGAGUCGAGGCAACUGAACAUGAAAUGCACACAAAAAUAUUAAAUAUUUUUUACCACUAAAGUUUAAUUUCAUGAUUUUCUGCACCCUGGCGGCAAAGUAUAUGCACAGAAAUGAGUUUGUCAGAGGCAGCUG